AAAUCUAGAGGGAUUAGUUGGAGGGCAAUGGGCUGUGGAGCCCUCAGCAGCUCUCCAAAGGGUCUGUCUCACUGCGUAAAGUUAAGAAGCGCGUUUCCGGGCGCGCGGCUCACUCAUCCCGCAGCCUCUGAGCGCGUCACCUCUGCGGGACACUUGACUACGACAUUUUCAAUAGCUUAGGUCCUUGACACAUGAAAGGAGUGACGUCUGUCGGAUGUGAAGAGUUACUUUAUCAGGCCAUCUGUCCGGAGCGCCAUGAGGGACAUGGCUCAGAUUAAUGGAGUGACUCUUUUACCGUUUGGGGCCAUCUGUGCUGUUUUCUUGUGGGAAUCUGGUGCCAGCUCCAUCAGGACGACGAUUUCAGUGGAUACAUCAAGGAUGGAGUGUCCGGAUAAUAAAAUCUUGACUGUGGAGUAUCCCUGUGUCAGAGCCGGAGGGAAGAACGGCACUUGUUUCAGGAGGAAGUGCUGUGAUGGAUUCAGGUUUGUGAUGGGCCAGUGCAUUCCUGAAAGUGUUGAUGUGUGCGCGGCGUCACCGUGUGAGCAGCAGUGUACUGAUAACUUUGGUCGCGUCGUCUGUACAUGUUACCCUGGUUAUCGCUUCGACAGGGAAAGACACCGUACCCACAAGUCUCCCUACUGCCUGGACAUCAACGAGUGCGAGGCGUAUGGUAAAAGUCAAUGCGACCAUGAAUGUGUGAACACAGUCGGGAGCUUUCAGUGCCGCUGCCACACCGGGUACAUCCUGGCUCCAGACCAGCGCUCCUGCAUCCCAGUGCGGAACCUAAGCUCCUCGGGAAAGUCCGACACCUUGAUGAGCGCUGGUUCCUGCUCGUUCACCUGUCAGGACUUCAUGAACAUGAAAAGCAGCCUGUUUCAGCUCAAGCUGCGGCUUGGAAACACACAGUCACACAACCAGGUGUCUGGUUUGGCUAACAGCAGCGACAAACCGGCUCGAGGGGGGAAAAGCACGGACACCGCCUGUCUGCCUGGAUUACCUGGCCCUCCAGGGGCUCCUGGUCUCCCAGGACAUCCAGGAGAACCAGGAAGCCAUGGCAAGCCUGGGGAGAGGGGUCCGCCUGGUCCAAGGGGUCCGAGGGGAGACAUGGGGCCUAUGGGACCAGAACCAGACCUCAGGCACAUCAAGAGAGGCCGCAGGGGUCCAGUGGGACCACCUGGGGCGCCAGGAAGAGACGGAUUAAAG
Messenger RNA from Cyprinodon variegatus (sheepshead minnow), 1203 nucleotides. RefSeq names its product collagen and calcium-binding EGF domain-containing protein 1-like. The annotation marks the transcript as partial. The record is from RefSeq and is a predicted model, not a curated record. Gene Ontology annotation, molecular function: calcium ion binding. NCBI's taxonomy places the organism in Eukaryota, Metazoa, Chordata, Actinopteri, Cyprinodontiformes, Cyprinodontidae. The transcript has 9 exons.